AUGACGAGUUUGAGUCAGACUUCAUCCGAGGAGGCAGUUUUAUUCGCUCGCGGUUAUAAAUUCUUAAAAAAGCUGGGUGAAGGUGCUUACGCAAAGGUAUAUCUGGCAGAGUAUAAACCGGAAUCUGAUCCAGACAAAAAUAGUACCUUGGCAUGUAAAGUUAUAGAUACAGGAGUAGCACCUAAGGAUUUUGUACGAAAAUUUCUUCCUCGAGAACUUGAUAUCUUAGUGAAAUUGAAUCACCCUCAUGUAGUGCAUGUUCAUAGCAUAUUUCAAAGACGUACUAAAUAUUAUAUAUUUAUGCGUUAUGCUGAAAACGGUGAUCUCCUAGAAUUCAUUUUGAAGAAUGGUGCGGUUGCAGAAGGACAAGCGCGCGUAUGGUUUCGUCAACUUGCGCUUGGUCUUCAAUAUUUACAUGAAAUGGAAAUCGCUCACAGAGAUAUGAAAUGCGAAAAUGUUCUUCUAACAUCGAAUCUUAAUGUAAAACUUGCUGAUUUCGGAUUUGCUCGUUACGUAAUAGAUAAUCGAGGUAAGCGUGUUAUGAGCGAUACCUAUUGCGGUUCUUUAUCCUAUGCCGCCCCGGAGAUUCUUCGUGCAUCUCCAUAUAAUCCCAAGAUCGCAGAUCUUUGGUCUCUCGGAGUCAUCUUGUAUAUUCUAUUAAAUAAAUCGAUGCCAUUCGAUGAUACUGAUAUCAAACGAUUAUAUGAGCAACAAACAAACCGUAAAUGGAAGUUUCGCAGUAAGAUUGCAGAAACUUUGAGCGAUCAAGUGAAGAAAUUAGUAGCUCGUCUCCUAGAACCUGAUGUCUCAAAACGAUGGAAGAUGGAUCAGGUCAUCAACAGCGAGUGGAUCGCUAUGGAUCCUAGACUUUUGAUUCUUACACCCGCUGAACAAGCAGCUCUUAAUAAUGCAAUACAAGAGAAGAAAAAGUUCGAAGAGAAAUUUUCUGCGAAAGAUCCAAAACUAUUUAAAGUGGAAGAAAAGAAAAAGACAAAUGCAGAUCCCAAGGCAAAACCUGAAGAUGUCACCGUAAUUAAGAAAGCGGCAAGAAUGACGAUAUCUACCACUGUUGCUACUGGACCGUAUUUUACUAAUAAACGUAAUAAUAAUAAUAAUAAUAAUAAUAAUAAUAAUACUAAUAAUUAG
Molecule: messenger RNA, 1146 nt
Organism: Apis laboriosa (Himalayan honeybee)
Lineage: Eukaryota; Metazoa; Arthropoda; Insecta; Hymenoptera; Apidae
Product: testis-specific serine/threonine-protein kinase 3-like
Exons: 5
Coding region: 1-1146 (381 amino acids)
Biological process (GO): microtubule cytoskeleton organization; intracellular signal transduction; protein phosphorylation
Cellular component (GO): cytoplasm
Molecular function (GO): tau-protein kinase activity; protein serine/threonine kinase activity; ATP binding
Source: RefSeq, a predicted model, not a curated record